Rana temporaria (common frog) is the source of this 1316-nucleotide messenger RNA. RefSeq names its product zinc finger protein 541 (gene ZNF541). Gene Ontology annotation, biological process: negative regulation of DNA-templated transcription; regulation of transcription by RNA polymerase II. The coding region runs from base 81 to 1316 and encodes 411 amino acids. The transcript is spliced from 10 exons. Gene Ontology annotation, cellular component: transcription regulator complex; histone deacetylase complex. Gene Ontology annotation, molecular function: transcription corepressor activity. The record is from RefSeq and is a predicted model, not a curated record. Lineage: Eukaryota; Metazoa; Chordata; Amphibia; Anura; Ranidae.
CCAUUUUGUGUAUUAUUGUGUUGACUUCUUCCUAGAAUUUACAUUUAUGUCUUCAUGGCAGGUUGUCAACAGCAUUUGAUAUGAUGGAAAUGUCAGAUCUUGGUGCAUCCUUACCUAGUGGCUCUGUGGAUGAAAAAAAUCCUUCAUUGUAUAAAGUGAAAAGAGCCAAAAGACGUCUUUUACAGGAUGUGCCCAAGGGACACUCAACAUAUCGCAAGAGCAAAUUAUCCCCACAAGCUCCAAAGCCAUCUAAAGGGAUGAUGAAGGACCCCGGAGGUCUUGUGAUGCCAGUAUCGGUCCCUGUAACUGUGAUAGAUCAUCAUGAAGAUAAUAAGGUAAAUGAAAGAGGGGAUCAUCUACAAGAUCCAAAUACCAAAAAAAGAAAGCGACCCCUUCCCAAACCAUUAUAUAUUCCCCCUCCACUCCUUGAUGUCAAAUCUUCACCCACUGGAUGCUUUCGGAGCAACUUACGUUCUCUGAACACUGACCUCUAUGAGGACUUUCGGUACCCAACGUAUAUCCCUCCUCCAAUGCUGAGCCCUAUUCGCCCAGGAAGUGGCCUUUACUUCAACACGUUCUGCUCCCCCUCUAGUGCUACGGGACCAAACUUCAGUUUUCCAGAAAAAGAGACAUCACCCUGUGAGAUAUUGCCGGUGAAAGACAGCAUGGUGUUUACUACCCAGCCGCACGUCAAUAUUGGAAAUCAGUUCCAGGCAGACAUCCCAGAGAUCCAGGAUCCAUGUUCCCUGGGAGAUUCUAAGGCUGAUUUAGUUUGGAAGCCCUUGAAGAUGACAAAAUCAGUUACUAAUUUCCUACACCUGGCGUGUUCUAGUGCUGUACCAGGAGGGGGCAAUAAUCUGGAGUUUGCGCUGCACUGUCUACACCUUAGUAGGGGCAAUACCAUGGAAGCUCUGGAUAAACUUUUAAUUCAGGAUCCUCAAACAUAUUUUCCUCAGUAUCUUGCAGAUUAUCAUUAUGCAGGGUCCUGUUACUGGUCCGAUUCAGAGAAACAACUAUUUAGGAAAGCCUACAGAAACAACAGAAAGGAAUUUUCCUACAUCCAGGCAAUGAUCCCUAAGAAAAAUAUUUACCAGUGUGUUGAAUAUUACUAUACAUGGAAAAAACAUAUUAAAUUUGAGAAACGAGGAUCCAGCGCUGCAGAAAACACGUCCAGUUUGGAUGGGAGAGAAUCUGAAUGCAACAAGAACGAUGGUUUAUCUGGAAACAAAACCACUGUUUUCAGAACAGGAUAUGAAAGAGAUGCCACCCUACAACUUACAGGACGACACCAGAAAGGGAAAAAAAAAAGCCUCUAA